GGUAUAUAUCAAAGAAAUACUUUAUCCUACCAGGCCGAUCUACAACAUUGUUUAAACCUUUUUAAUAGACAGCAGAGGGCGUUGAAGCCCAUAGGUUACCUUACAACACAGCAAUUGGAAUUUUGUUGUAUACCAAAUUGAAGAUUUCAAGCUAUGGAGUCUCAAGAGUUCAAAACCAUCAACCCUAUUUUCUAUCAUUCUAGCCAGCAAAAGCAAAUGUUAUACUUCGUUGAAUCACUGGAGAAAAUCAACUCACCAGAACCACACCUAACAACAAAAGAAGGUGGUGUCAUCCAAAUUACCCCAAAAGCGCUCACUGUAGCUAUCUCAGGAUGCUCCUCGUCAGGAAAAACAACGUUGGCAUUACUACUUUCAGAAAUAUUUUCCUCUUCUCCAACUGAAAAAGAUUCGACAUGCAUCAAAUCUCCACGUAUAUCAGAGGAAAACAACCCAGGAAACGCACAAGCUAGACACCCCUUCACAACCACAAUUCACCAGGACUCUUUCUUCAUUCCAAAAGCUGACUGUCCAUUGGUCCAAUUUAACAGCGCCCCUAGCGACGGACAUUUCAUAAAAGAAAGUCUUGCUCAAAAGAAUGAUAAUCCAGUCUAUUUCUACGCCAGGGAUGACGCAAAUGGGAAAGCAAAUGUACAGAUCACUGGACCAAAUACUGAUUGUAUGGAAGCGAUCAAUUUUGGCAAUCUACUUCGAAAGGUCCAGGCUACGAAAACUAAUAAUGCUGAGCCAGAAAAAGAUGCUCAAUUUAAAGAUGACGCAGACAAGAAGAAACUGCUCGAGCAAUAUUCCGAGAUGAUCGAAAGCAUGCGCAAAAAGGUUAGAGAAUGCUUGGCCUUAGUAACAGUUAAUCAUGCCUUGGGAAAUGGUACUGUUGCAGAUUAUAACCAUGGAUGGGUGUUCGUUGAGGGAUUCCUAUUGUUCAGCAGAGCUUUGCCUUCUGAUGAUGGAAGCUCAUGGCUAGAUGCAUCCUCAAAAGUCGAAGACUGCUGUGCAGGGCGGCCAGAAAAAUUUCGACAAGAAUUCAAAAAAGAUGCUGCGUUGAAGGAGAAUAAAAAUAUGAGAGCAAAGGAAGAGAUAGUUCUGGCAAAUGCAGCUUUGACGCAAGAGUUCGAUAUCAAACUAUUCUUGCCUACUAGCAAGGGGGUCGCUAAAGAGAGGAGACUGAGCAGGCUCCCGUACAUUGACUUUCCAGCUGGUGGAAGAUAUCCUGGACAGAUGUGGAAGUCAGAGGGAUACUUCGAAGGAGUCGUUUGGAAGGGUUAUGAAGAUUCAUUCGAUUGGUUGUUGAAAGAGACCGGAAAAGAGAAUGUCGACGGCGUGUUUGUUAGAACUACCGUCGAUGACACGAUUGAGAAUACUGUUUACUGGGCAGUUGAGAUCAUUCUUCAAUUUUUGAAAGCAGGCAGCGGGGUAGUUUCAAAGGACGAUGCUCGAAGACUCAAGGUCACGGGUGCUCAUCUCGGACAGUAGGGAGUUUUCUGAAGUCUCCUGAUAUAGUGAGGAUCGCCCCUUUGGCAUCUAGGCAGUAAGGGGAGCUGGGUUGGCAUUUGAUAUAAGACAAUUAAGAUUCUUCCGGUGCUAGUGGUAUUUCAUAGAUAUUAAUGAUAAUGAAAAGUCGUAGAAUCGUUGACUCCA
Botrytis cinerea B05.10 is the source of this 1653-nucleotide messenger RNA. RefSeq lists its product as hypothetical. The transcript has a single exon. Lineage: Eukaryota; Fungi; Ascomycota; Leotiomycetes; Helotiales; Sclerotiniaceae. The record is from RefSeq and is a predicted model, not a curated record. Bases 154 to 1488 code for a protein of 444 amino acids.